Molecule: messenger RNA, 1356 nt
Organism: Callorhinchus milii (elephant shark)
Lineage: Eukaryota; Metazoa; Chordata; Chondrichthyes; Chimaeriformes; Callorhinchidae
Gene: npy5r
Product: neuropeptide Y receptor Y5
Exons: 1
Coding region: 1-1356 (451 amino acids)
Biological process (GO): G protein-coupled receptor signaling pathway
Cellular component (GO): neuron projection; plasma membrane
Molecular function (GO): neuropeptide binding; neuropeptide Y receptor activity
Source: RefSeq, marked provisional
AUGGAUCUUGAAACUCAAAAUAAAAGUAAUAUUGCAAUUUUGUUGCAUCAUAGCAAUACUACUACCUUAUAUGACCCAGGUUUCCCCUCCUGGGAUGACUACAGUGGAAGUAUACACGAUAUAAGCUAUUUACUCGUUGGGAUUUAUAUAUUUAUAAGUGUUCUUGGGAUCCUUGGAAAUUUUUGCAUCCUAGUUGCACUGUAUAAAAACCUGAAGCAGAAGUCAAUGAUUAACUUUUUGAUUGGCAACUUGGCUUUAUCUGACAUUUUGAUUCUGUUGUUCUGUACACCAUUUACACUGACAUGUCUCCUUCUGGAUCAGUGGAUCUUUGGGGAAGUCAUGUGUUAUAUUGUGCCAUUUGUUCAGUGCGUGUCAGUCAUGGUUUCUACAUUAAUGCUGAUGUCAAUCGCCAUGGUCAGGUAUCAUAUGAUAAAUCAUCCACUCUCCAAUCAUGUUACCAUAAACACAGGAUAUAUGUUACUGGGAAGUGUGUGGAUUAUUGGAUUCACAAUUUGCUCACCUUUACCCAUCUUUCAUAAAGUCAUACAUUUGAAUGAAACUUUUGACUCAGAAUCCUUAAAGAUUAGAUACCUAUGCAUUGAGUCAUGGCCAUCCAAUUCUUACAGAAUUGCCUACACAAUUUCCUUGUUGUUCAUCCAGUAUAUUUUGCCGAUAGUUUGUCUCACAAUCAGCCAUGCCAGUGUUUGUAGGAAAGUCAGUGCCGCCAUGCCAAGCAAACAGAGCGGAUUCGAGGAGAAUGAAAUGAUAAAUUUAACCAUACAUCAGCCGGCGCAAAAUCAGUCUCGAAUGAAACUGUCAAAGAUGCAAGGUUGGGGCUAUUCCUUUGUGAGGAAACACAAGAAGCGAUAUAGCAGGAAGUGUGCCAGUGUUGUGCCAGCCAUGGUCAAAGUGCAUAAGAAUGAGCCCACUCGUGAUGACCUUCUAGUGACUCCUGGUUCUGAGAGUACUCAGCCUUUGCCCACUUCCUUUCUUCCUGGGGUACCUGUAUGUUUCGAGAUGAAAGCUACAGCAGCUGAAGAGGCCAUAGAGCCACAGCAUGUUUAUGUGACCCCAAAAUCUGUCACCAGAUUGAGGAAAAGAUCCCGCAGUGUUUUCUACAGACUGACCAUCGUGAUCAUUGCCUUUGCUGUCAGCUGGAUGCCCCUGAACCUUUUUAUCCUCUUGACGGACAUCAAUGGCAACUUGAUUUCCAGUAGGCACUUCAAGCUGGUUUACUGCAUUUGUCACCUAUUGGGAAUGUUGUCCUGUUGCCUGAAUCCCAUAUUGUAUGGGUUCUUGAACAAUGGUAUCAAAUCCAGUUUGCAAUCCUUGAUUAAAUGCUUUCACGUGGGAUGA